CUGCCUCCUCGAUCAGUCGACCCCGUGCAACGCGGCAUGCCGGCUGCCGCGUGAUACUGUUUCCACAUACGUACGUGGUGCGCUCUUUGUGAAAGCCCGCCGGAAUCGUAAAGUCGAAAUUGUAAUUUCCAGCGGGAAAGCAUCAUCAUCGCGAAGCAAAGAAAGGAUAGGAGAACGCGAGGAGUAACUCCAAGUCGCUUCUGGAAACGAUAUACUUUAGGGGGAGGGGGGUGAAAAGAGGGGCGAGUAAGCGGAAGCGAUUUUGAGAGGUGAAGCUCUAUAUCCUGCGCGCGUGCGUGUAUAUUGUGCACGGGAGUGUGUAUGGGAGGGAAAGUAGGACGGUGACGACGAAGACGAAGACGAAGACGAGAGACAAUUCGUUCGAAGCAUCACUCUCUCUCUCUCUCUCUCUCUCUCGCUUUCGCGUAUACGAGUACCGAUGGACAAAUAGUCGAACAACGCGUACUUAUUUUUAUUGUUCUAAAGACACCGAGGGCCUUCCAAGACAUUCCAAGACUUGGCCGAUUAGCGACAUUUUGAGCGAAACUUGGUUAUCGAGCGCGGCUAAAAUCCGGUUUGAUCAUGAGCUCUUGGAUGAACUGUCCGUCCUCGUUGCUGCUGUUGCUGCUAGGCUUGAGCCUGCACAGCGCGUGCAUCACGCGAGCGAACGUAGCUGGUCAACACGGUGGUGGACGGUUGGACGGCCAGGACGGUGGUCACGACGGUGGUCACGACGGUGGUCACAACGGCGGUCACGACGGCGGUCACGACGGCGGUAGUCACGAUUCCUUAGUGGUGGAGACUACCAGCGGGCUGAUGCGCGGUUUCUCCCGCACGGUGCUCGAUCGCGAGGUUCACGUGUUCUACGGAGUGCCGUUCGCGAAACCUCCGGUCGGGCCUCUGCGAUUUCGCAAGCCGCUGCCGAUCGAGCCUUGGCACGGGAUCCUCAACGCUACCACCUUGCCCAAUAGCUGCUAUCAGGAGCGCUACGAGUACUUUCCCGGCUUCGAGGGUGAGGAGAUGUGGAACCCAAACACCAACAUCUCCGAGGACUGUCUCUAUCUCAACAUUUGGGUGCCACAAAAGCUGCGUCUACGUCACAAGGAGUCGCCGGACAACUUGGGGAGCGACGGCAUGGCGAUAUUGGUGUGGGUCUACGGCGGCGGUUUCAUGAGCGGUACCGCCACUCUGGACGUCUACGACGCGGACAUUAUGGCGGCGGCCGGUAACGCGAUCAUCGCUUCGAUACAGUACCGAGUCGGAGCCUUCGGCUUUCUGUACCUCAAUCAGCACUUUAUCAAUAGCGAGGAGGCGCCUGGUAACAUGGGCCUUUGGGAUCAGGCCAUGGCGCUUAAGUGGCUCCGUGACAACGCGCGCGUCUUUGGCGGCAAUCCCGACUUGAUCACCAUCUUUGGCGAGUCCGCGGGUGGUAGCUCGGUAUCCCUACAUCUCAUCUCGCCGGUCACGCAAGGUCUGGUGCGCCGGGGUAUCCUCCAGAGUGGCACCCUCAACGCCCCGUGGAGUUACAUGACCGGCGAGAAGGCCAAUGAGGUAGCUCGAGUGCUGGUGGACGAUUGUGGAUGCAAUUCGACGAUGCUGCAAGAGAACCCGGCGCGAGUUAUGGCCUGCAUGAGGUCGGUCGACGCCAAAACUCUCUCCGUGCAGCAAUGGAACAGUUACUGGGGUAUCCUCGGCUUCCCGUCGGCGCCCACCAUCGACGGGGUCUUCCUGCCUAAGGAUCCAUUGGACUUGGUCAGGGAGGCGGAAUUCAAAGACACCGAGAUCCUCAUUGGAAAUAACGAGAAUGAAGGAACAUAUUUUAUUCUAUACGACUUCAUUGACUUCUUCGAAAAAGAUCAAGCCAGUUUUCUGGAGCGAGAUAAGUUUCUCAGCAUCAUCAAUAGUAUCUUCAAGAAUAUGUCGCAAAUCGAGCGUGAAGCUAUCGUUUUUCAAUAUACCGAUUGGGAUCGGGUAAACGAUGGCUAUCAGAAUCAAAGAGCGAUAGCGGACAUCGUCGGCGAUUAUUUCUUCAUCUGCCCGUCCACACAUUUCGCGCAAUUAUUCGCAGAUCGCGGCAUGAAGGUCUACUACUACUUUUUCACACAGAGGACAAGUACGAAUGUAUGGGGCGAAUGGAUGGGUGUGAUGCAUGGUGACGAAGUAGAAUACGUCUUUGGGCAUCCCUUGAAUAAGUCUCGGGAAUAUACGGACAAAGAACGAGAGCUAUCUUUGAGAAUGAUUCGCUACUUCGCACGAUUUGCAUAUACAGGGAUACCAACAAUGAGCGAAUCCGAGUGGCCACCUUAUACCAGCGAUCAUCCAAAGUAUUUUAUUUGGAACGCAGAGAAGAGUGAGUUCGGCAGAGGUCCUCGCACAACAGCCUGUGCAUUUUGGAAUGAGUUCCUGCCGCGCCUAAAGGGGAUUCCCGAUCCCACACCCGAGGCAUGCAAAAGCGCAAUGGCGUCAAGCGUUUCCGCAGGUGUCGGCGAAUUGCGCAGUUCACCAAUGGUCGCGUUCAUCCUCUUACUUCCGGUGCUGGUAGUAUAUAGAUUCAUAUAAGCGGUUAUUCAUCCAUGUCGACAAACCCUUUUCAUGGCUGGCAGGUACCUGACUGGGCAGAAAAGUUCCAUCGCGGCGUUACCGUCCGAGCAAGCAGGUCCUAUAAUGAGCAUUGUUUACGCUUCAAGGUCGCAUUAGCGGUCGUCAACCAUUCGUAGAUCGAUAGGUCGCCGCCGUAGGACGUAUAUGCUAUCGUCGUAUAGCAGUAGGUCCGUCUCCACUGUGUCGUUAUGUCACACCGGCACUGCUAGCAGAGAGCGACGUUUGCGAAAGAUAAUCAGAUGUUCCACGGCGCGGUGCAUUCGCCGUUUCGAGUUAGCCGUAGACUUAUAAUCCGCGAUCCGCGCGAUCGCAGAUAAGAGAUACUCGACAAGAGAGGCAGGGAUUUCGACCAUUCGCACUUUCCAUUAGGCUCUAGUUCUUUUUUCGUCAUCUCUUAGAAUUCGCUCUCGUCGAUUCAAACCAUCUUAUUUCUAUACCCGAUAGUCUAACAAUGAGAUAUAUUUGUCUCGCGAGAUACAGCGACUAGGAAAGCCCGCGUAAAAUACAUUUUGCCAUCUCGUUAUAGAUGCUUUCGAAAUAAUCGUUGCUUUACUUUAGAGCAGUCUAAAUUAUUGGAGGCGAUCGACCUACAAGUCGUUGUCUGAUUGCUCAGCAAGCAAUGCAACUGCAAUUGCAAGGGUGUUGUGUACAAAGUGUGUAAAUAGGUGAAGGAAUGAGAAAGGCAAAUGGCGACCUAUCUCGAUCUCGCGGCAAAUACGCAACAUUUGAUCAAUUACAAUAAACAUAUAAUUGACGAUCGAGCGUGGUAUAAUAUCGAGAUUUGUCAAAUCCUCAUGGAUCCAAUUAAACGGCAAGAUCGAAUUUCGAUGCGCCCGGCAAUAAGCUCGAUGAUAUAUUUGUAACGUGAUUCACGAGAUUUAAGCUGUAACAACAGCGCGCGAUUAGUCUCUUCGUUAUUAAUUGUAAGAAACCAGCUGCGACCGGUGCAACAUCUUGUAACAUAUUUGAUCUCUUACAAUUAGUUUGCAAUGUAGUCGAUCAAGUCUAGCACGAUCAAGUUUUAUAUGCAAUAUCAAUUCCAGGGCAGGAAGCAAAAGACGAAAAUGAUAAAAUAACGAACGUAGCGUAGUUGAAGAAAAUUAAUCGGUAUCAAAGGGCGCGGUUAUAUUAACUCCCAAUUCACCAAGCUGGAGAGCACGUCGCGGGUUCAAUCGCCGGAGAAUCUCUCUUAAAAGAGAGCUCUUCGAGCACUCAUUCCGCUCUUGAUAAAAUUAAAUCAAGCCAGAGGAGCAAAAUUAACAGUAUAUUCUCAAUUAGAACAGGUGUUUUGCAAUCAUCGUAUCUAUAUCUGACAAUACAUUGAUUAUAAAAGCUAAUUCCACAACAAGGGAAGGAAUUCAUUAUGGUUGGAUAUUUACAAUAUACAAAUCAUUUCCUUGCGAAAGGAAAAAGUGGAAUUUUUCGAAAAGUUUAGAAAUAAUCCAUUAUGUGGCCAAUGAUACCACCCAAAAACAAAAAUGCCCAUCAAUUUUAUUAUGAGCAUAGCGUAACCUCUAAUUAAGAUAAGCCUCCCUAAACACUACGAACAAUGGAUUCAUUCAAACGUUCAUCUUUAACAGUUAUUUUAACAUUUUAACAAGAACAACAGUACCAUAUCAAUUGCUAUUCGAUAAACUACACGAUAAGUUACUUUUAAAAAUAUCGAAACAACUGAAAGACCUAAUAGAUGAUAAUAAUAAUAAUAAUGAUCUGCUAAUCGUAACUAUCGCACAAACUGUAGGCCCUAAAAAUUCCUUCUUUAGAUAAAAGAUUUAUUUUGAGCUUCAUUAAAUUUUGUUUAAAACAACACGAAAAGCUACAUUUUUAUCUGAUUGUUUAACGACCGUGCGUAUACACGUGUAUGUAUACUCGAUUUACUCCGCAAAAAUUAAGGAUUAAAAGAUGAAACAUUUUAAAAGCAGUGCAACACUGGCAUAUUUAACAAUGGAAAUUGUAAAAUUGUCAAUUUCCAAAUAAUCCAAUUGUUUGACACUUUUUAAGGAUUCUCAUUCUUCAUAAAUGACUGCAUCUUGAUAAAACUAUACGAGUUAUCUACAACAAUAAUACAUUCUAAAACUAAAUAAAGCAAAAGAUACUGCGGACAAGGGCGAAAUUGAUAUUGAUUUUUCCUUCAUUUUCCAAUAAUGAAAACAAUGAAAAAUCUAUUCGUUAUUCACACAAAUUCAAUCGAUUCAGCGGAAAUAUUAUCUGAGCACGAACCCUCGCUCAUAGAACAUACCUUAAUCAGCGUGAGUAGAGACAAACAAUAACUGCAACACCAUCUUUAUCAGAAGAAAUUACAACGUUACAUCUGACCGCUCGUUUUCUCGGAGUUGAUCGUUUCGACCUCUCCGUGCUGUCUCAGCAAAGCUCUCUUCCCUGAAGUUUUCUCAAUAGAGUAUCAAGGAUUCCGCGUGCAGGGAUCAAGUAGCUAGACUAUAUCGUGUUUCGCGAAGCUUAAGAAUAGAACUUUGAGGAGAAGUAGCGGACAAGACCCGUGUGCAUUUUGCUUCAUUAUCAGUUGAAAGAUAAAAGAAACAAACAUGUGCCCCCGCGAAUCUGGAAUAUUAUUUCUCAGAAGAUACAGGCUACCUAUUAUGCAGCAUUGACUGAAUUUCAUCAUUGUUUAUCAUUGUUUCGAAAAGUUUAACAACUCUUUCGAUGUGAAAUUUCAUGUCGCGCAUUUGUUCAUGAAACGUUUAAAAUAUGUCGCAUGUUCGCAUUGGUGGUUCGAUCAAUGUGCGUUAUUAAAUCCCGGCUCGUUUUAUGGCAGGUGACGCUUCAAACAAUACUAUCUUGAAUAAAAUCAAGGAGGUAAGUGAUUCUCUAAAGAUUACGUGAGCGUGAAGCUCUUGCGAUCUGAUGUAGCACAGCAAUGAGAAUCUACAAUAAAUAAAACGCAUGUGAAAUAGUACAAACGUAUAACAUAACUGUAACGUCUAAAGGAGUUGUCACUUUAUAUCGCUUUUUCAUGUUGCGAGAAAAUGCAUUUGCGAAGA
This is a messenger RNA of Vollenhovia emeryi, 5600 nucleotides long. Its product is annotated as acetylcholinesterase-like. The transcript has 7 exons. Gene Ontology annotation, molecular function: acetylcholinesterase activity. The record is from RefSeq and is a predicted model, not a curated record. Gene Ontology annotation, biological process: choline metabolic process; acetylcholine catabolic process in synaptic cleft. Gene Ontology annotation, cellular component: plasma membrane. Lineage: Eukaryota; Metazoa; Arthropoda; Insecta; Hymenoptera; Formicidae. Bases 583 to 2559 code for a protein of 658 amino acids.